CUUUUCAACGCGUCACCCAACAUUUUCACUGAUUAUAAGCAUGGCCGAAGAAUCAACCAACAAGCGGAAGCUUGGUGACGGAGAGACUUCUUCUAAUCGACCUUCCAAAAAGACUGCCAAACAUGGCUCUUCCGGCAAAAAGCAGUGGCGCACUCCACAAGGGACCCAGACCCAACAUGGCGCUGAGAAUCACCGCAUCGAGGCUGGUGACGUAGGUAUCUUCGCUACCUGUAACAUGAAGCAGGAGAGAAAAUGCAUCGCUGAGCUGAGAGACUUGUUUGAUGAGUAUGCUCAGCAGAUCUACAACAUUCGCGACGACGAGCCUGCUGGCGAUCGAGAUACACCAAAAGACAUCUCGGCAGAAAUUGCCAACGAGCUCGAGAGGAUCAAGUCAAGCAAGACCGACGGCCUGUUCACUAAUAUCAAAUUGGAUGUUGAGUGCGUGGUCUUCAUGAAAACACGCGAGCCAGUGGAGCCCGUAUCUUUCGUGCAUCAGAUCUGCAAGGAUGCUGCCGUCUCACACCGCAAGCAAAAUCGAUUCAUCAAAAAGCUGAUGCCCGUGACUUUGUUUGCCAAGGCCAAUGAGAAAGGUCUUGACGAGAUAUCACAGAAAGUUCUCGCGCCACAUUUUCAUAGAGAAGGCGCCGCAAGCAAGAAGUUUGCGAUCCGACCGAAUUUCCGCAAUCACACCGUCAUGAAGAGAAACGAUGUGAUCAAGCGCAUCGCCGCUGCUGUUGGGCCUGGCCAUGCAGUUGAUCUGAAGAACUACGAUCUUCUGAUUCUGGUGGAGGUCUACGAGAAUGUCCUUGGAAUGAGUGUGGUUGGAGCUGAUUACGAUCAAUUGAAGCGGUAUAAUCUUGCUGAACUAUAUCAGCCGGAAGGCGAAGAUGAAUGAGCCUGGUAAAUUGGCAAUAUGCCGUAUCAUUCUUCAAAGGGCUCUGUCAUCCGACUCACACCUGCAUGUUUCGAAGAGAUCUCAGGCAAGGAUUGGGGCUAGCUAAUCGUCGGCCGAGACGAACGAUGCAGCGUAUCCACCUCUCCUGUGGCGUUCUCAUGUCGAACCUAAUGUCGGUGCGGUGUGGUGCCCAGUGCUGAAUUUACAGGUUACGAUCUCAUGAAAGCCCAUGGCGCUCAAUCACU
Pseudovirgaria hyperparasitica is the source of this 1140-nucleotide messenger RNA. RefSeq lists its product as uncharacterized. Gene Ontology annotation, molecular function: RNA binding. The record is from RefSeq and is a predicted model, not a curated record. Bases 41 to 895 code for a protein of 284 amino acids. Lineage: Eukaryota; Fungi; Ascomycota; Dothideomycetes; Acrospermales; Acrospermaceae. The transcript has 6 exons. Gene Ontology annotation, biological process: tRNA modification.